Colias croceus (clouded yellow) is the source of this 1302-nucleotide messenger RNA. It is a transcript of the gene Ran, whose product is annotated as GTP-binding nuclear protein Ran. The transcript has 3 exons. Gene Ontology annotation, cellular component: cytoplasm; nucleus. The record is from RefSeq and is a predicted model, not a curated record. The coding region runs from base 146 to 787 and encodes 213 amino acids. Gene Ontology annotation, molecular function: GTP binding; GTPase activity. Lineage: Eukaryota; Metazoa; Arthropoda; Insecta; Lepidoptera; Pieridae. Gene Ontology annotation, biological process: ribosomal subunit export from nucleus; protein import into nucleus.
CUGUCAUUGCGCCUGUCGAUGUCAGUUAAUUCUUCCGUUUAGUCUAGUGACGCCAUUGUGAGCCGUAACGACUUUCAAGAGCACGGAGUUAAAUCUUAAAUUUCUUAGUUAAUCUUGGUAAAGAGACACAGAAAAAGCUUUAAAAAUGGCAGAUGAUAUGCCCACAUUCAAAUGCGUGCUCGUCGGAGAUGGUGGUACUGGAAAAACUACAUUUGUAAAAAGACACUUGACUGGAGAGUUCGAGAAACGAUACGUCGCCACACUCGGUGUUGAAGUACAUCCUUUAGUGUUCCACACAAACAGAGGCCCCAUUAGAUUUAAUGUUUGGGAUACAGCUGGUCAGGAAAAGUUUGGAGGACUCAGAGACGGUUAUUAUAUUCAAGGACAAUGUGCUAUCAUUAUGUUCGAUGUAACCUCUCGAGUAACGUACAAAAAUGUACCAAACUGGCACAGAGAUUUGGUCAGAGUAUGUGAAGGCAUACCUAUUGUAUUAUGUGGUAACAAAGUAGACAUCAAGGACAGAAAAGUCAAAGCCAAGACCAUUGUUUUCCACAGGAAAAAGAACUUACAGUACUAUGACAUCUCUGCAAAGUCCAACUAUAACUUCGAGAAACCUUUUCUCUGGCUGGCAAGGAAAUUAAUUGGUGAUGGUAACUUAGAAUUUGUUGCUAUGCCAGCUCUUGUGCCACCAGAAGUCACAAUGGACCCACAAUGGCAAAACCAAAUUGAAAAAGAUCUCAAGGAGGCACAGGACACUGCAUUGCCUGAAGAAGAUGAAGACUUGUAAAUAAUGAAGAAUUCUUAAAACCCAGUGCCCUUUAAAUGUGAUUAAAAGUGCAUGCAGGCUUACAAGUACAUGCUAUGUUUUUAACAAAUUCAUUCCAUUAGGUUUCAGUCCGUCAAAAUCUAACUUGAAUUUCUCAGCCAGAUAACAUACAUACAAUGUAAUCAUUACAUACGUCAUCUUUAUAUCCUGAUCUGUAAUAAUUUAAAAAUUUUCUUUCCUAUUUUUUAAUUGUAUUUUAUAGUAUUAAUUUAAUAAAUACAUCUUAGGUAAAUGAGCUUUUUAUUGAAGCUAAGAGUGAUGCCAGCGUCAUAAGUACUGCAUUUUCAAACAGUGAAAUUAGUUAUUAAUGGCAAAUGUGUAAUUUCUAAAAAGUAACUUACAUGAUAUUGGAUUGUACAUCAUCUAUUGUAACAAAUUUGUUUUUCAAAUAUCCUUUUUUUUUUUGUUACGUUUAUGAAUGACAAUAUUUCACUGAAAAAUUGUGGUGAUACUUUUUCAAUAAAGUUGUAAAAAUA